Budorcas taxicolor (takin) is the source of this 642-nucleotide messenger RNA. RefSeq names its product RAB25, member RAS oncogene family (gene RAB25). Gene Ontology annotation, biological process: exocytosis. Bases 1 to 642 code for a protein of 213 amino acids. Gene Ontology annotation, molecular function: GTP binding; GTPase activity. Gene Ontology annotation, cellular component: recycling endosome. The record is from RefSeq and is a predicted model, not a curated record. NCBI's taxonomy places the organism in Eukaryota, Metazoa, Chordata, Mammalia, Artiodactyla, Bovidae. The transcript is spliced from 5 exons.
AUGGGGAGCAGAGCCGAGGAAGAUUAUAACUUUGUCUUCAAGGUGGUGCUGAUCGGCGAGUCAGGAGUGGGGAAGACCAACCUGCUGUCCCGAUUCACUCGCAAUGAGUUCAGCCACGACAGCCGCACCACCAUCGGGGUUGAGUUCUCCACCCGCACUGUCAUGCUGGGCACCGCCGCUAUCAAGGCUCAGAUCUGGGACACGGCUGGCCUGGAGCGGUACCGAGCCAUCACGUCGGCGUACUAUCGUGGUGCUGUGGGGGCCCUCCUGGUGUUUGACCUGACCAAGCACCAGACUUAUGCCGUGGUGGAGCGCUGGCUGAAGGAGCUCUACGACCAUGCCGAGGCCACAAUCGUCGUCAUGCUCGUCGGUAACAAAAGUGACCUCAGCCAGUCCCGGGAGGUGCCCACUGAGGAAGCCCGCAUGUUUGCUGAAAACAACGGGCUGCUCUUCUUGGAGACCUCGGCCCUGGAUUCCACCAAUGUCGAGCUGGCCUUUGAGACUGUCCUCAGAGAGAUCUUCGCUAAGGUCUCCAAGCAGAGGCAGAACAACGCCCGGACCAAUGCCAUCACCCUGGGCAGUGGCCCGGCUGGGCAGGAGCUGGGUCCUGGGGAGAAGAGGGCCUGUUGCAUCGGCCUCUGA